AUGAAGUUACUGGAGCGUGUGUUGGACAGUUUCAUCCGUGGUAUGGUGGACAUUGACUCUAUGCAGUUCGGCUUUGUGCCAGGCCGAGGUACAACAGAUGCUAUCUUCAUCCUACGCCAGCUACAGGAGAAGUACAUAGCUGCAAACAAGCCACUUUAUAUCGCGUUUGUCGACUUGGAGAAGGCCUUCUAUCCUGCACCAAGGAAAGUCCUCUGGUGGGCACUGAGGAGUCUGGGUGUUGAGGAAUGGGCUGUUCGUGUCAUUCAGGGUAUGUACUCUGAUGUAAGAACCCGUGUACGAGUCAACGGGCAGUAUAGCGAGGAGUUCGGAGUUGAAGUUGGAGUUCAUCAGGGAUCUGUCCUCAGUCCCCUACUUUUCAUCCUCGUACUAGAGGCUCUGUCACGCGAGUUCCGCACAGGUGUGCCUUGGGAGCUCCUGUAUGCAGACGACUAG
This is a messenger RNA of Mercenaria mercenaria, 453 nucleotides long. RefSeq lists its product as uncharacterized. The transcript has a single exon. Lineage: Eukaryota; Metazoa; Mollusca; Bivalvia; Venerida; Veneridae. The coding region runs from base 1 to 453 and encodes 150 amino acids. The record is from RefSeq and is a predicted model, not a curated record.